Messenger RNA from Scophthalmus maximus (turbot), 1796 nucleotides. It is a transcript of the gene gem, whose product is annotated as GTP binding protein overexpressed in skeletal muscle. Gene Ontology annotation, cellular component: plasma membrane. Lineage: Eukaryota; Metazoa; Chordata; Actinopteri; Pleuronectiformes; Scophthalmidae. Gene Ontology annotation, biological process: negative regulation of high voltage-gated calcium channel activity. Bases 244 to 1155 code for a protein of 303 amino acids. Gene Ontology annotation, molecular function: GTPase activity; GTP binding; calcium channel regulator activity. The transcript has 4 exons. The record is from RefSeq and is a predicted model, not a curated record.
GAAGGCACGAGCUCAUCCGUGUGUCUGGAUCAAAGUUAUUGUUAUCAAUGUGGGAUGUCAAGGGUCGACUGUUGGUAGAAAGACCUUGCUUCUGUUUUUGUUUUUGAUCAGCCUCACUCUUGGUGCACACUUGGGAACUGGGACUUUCAAGAGAGACGCUGGUGUGUGCGUGUGUGUGUGUGUGUGUAUUUUGCUGGUAAAAUAAGUUAGAUCGCCACCCACUUCAUCCAACUCGUCCGCGCCAUGCUGUCCACCGUGCGCCGGCGCAGCCUGCGCCUGCAGACCGAGCUCCACCGGUGGAGCAUCUGCGACCCGGGCAGCCUGCUGCUGCCGGAGCGCGUCCCCGCCCGCGUCCGCCGCUCCAGGUCCUGCACCAGCUCCGGCGGGGAGUCGGGCGGCGGCCGCGGGAGCUGGUGCUCCUCCGACUCGGUCGUCUCCUCCACGGAGUCCGCCGGGGAGCCGGUGGAGCCCCGGGGCCCGUACCGGGUGCUCUUGUUGGGGGCCAGCGGAGUCGGUAAGACGGCCUUCGCCGGUAUCUUCGCCGGGGCAGCGGACAGCAUGGACAGCGAUGACAGCGAGCUGUGUGGAGACGAAACGCGUGAAAAGAUGAUCGAAGUGGACGGAGAACCUGCAAGUGUAACUCUGCUGGACACAUGGGAUUCAGAGACUGGCGUUGAAUGGGCUCAGGAGUGCUACAUGCCGACAGGUGAUGCCUACCUGUUGCUGUACUCUGUGACCGACCGCGCCUCGUUCCUGCGAGCCUCCGAGCUCCGGAUCACCCUGCGCCGCCUCCGUCCCGCCCAGCACACCCCGAUCAUCCUGGUGGGGAACAAGUGUGACCUUGUGCGACGACGGGAGGUGUCGGUCAGCGAGGGCCGCACCUGUGCCGCCGUGUUUGACUGCAAGUUUAUCGAAACCUCGGCCGCCAUGCAGCACAACGUCUGGGACGCGUUCCACGGCAUCGUGCGACAGCUUCGUCUGCGCCGAGACUCCAAGGAGGCCAACAAACGUCGCAGGCACACAAACUGCAACACGCGCCGCGAGAGCCUCCCUACGAAGGCCAAACGUUUCCUCGACAAGGUGGCGGCAAGGAACAACCCCAACGUGGCGUUCUGGCUGAAAUCUAAGUCCUGUCACGAUCUGUCUGUGCUGUAGGGGCCCGAUAGACGCUGGUUUGAUUCCUCACCAAACCCUUGGAGCAGGUGAGCAGUCAGACGGCCAGGGGUUAGUGGACAUGGGCUCAGAGGGAGGCCCGCAGCUUAAGGGCUGAACGUUGGGUGGUUCAAACCCAGUCGUCACUGUGUUGACAUCCACCCUCACGACAGCCAAGGCGUUGUGCACAAGAUGCUCCGCCAUUCAGAUGAUGCAGUCAGAACUAGGCUCAGCCUUUGUGAUGGACGAGACAAUUGGCCAAUGGAGUGACGUUUCCUGUCGCAACGACAGAAAUGUUGGAGUUUGAAUGUUUUAAUGAACAGAUAGGUGGCACUGGGGAUGUUUGUUCAUUUCCUUUCUCUCCUUCCUCGUCCUCCUCUCUCGACCCUGCCAGGUUAUCUGACAUUUUUUUAAAUCCCUAAGUGCUAAGAUUGCCAGUUGUAAGCUACUGAUCUUUAAAUGUGUUUAAUGUCUCUAUUUCUUUUUAUAUAUGUAAUGAUCAUUGAGUUGUUACUUUGACAUUAUUUAUAAUGCGUUGGAUUUUGCACUUACUGUAAAUUAUUACCAAUUUGAUCAUGUAUGGUAUUUUGCUAGUCGGAUAAAGUUUCAGUGUUGCUUGAUGAAAUAAAGUGACAUCAUCCAAU